Acanthamoeba castellanii str. Neff is the source of this 192-nucleotide messenger RNA. RefSeq lists its product as uncharacterized. Bases 1 to 192 code for a protein of 63 amino acids. NCBI's taxonomy places the organism in Eukaryota, Discosea, Longamoebia, Acanthamoebidae. The transcript has a single exon. The record is from RefSeq and is a predicted model, not a curated record.
AUGCUGAGCGACCUGUUCCAGAAGCAGGCGCUCGAGAUCGGCGUCAUCGUGGACAAGGUGGGCAGGCACAUGCGCUCGCUGGGCUACAAGGUGCCCAUCCUCACCGAGAUCGUCCGCUACAACCGCCUCCAAAAUCCUCCCGUACGCCCCCAACCCUUCAUCAUCGCUACCACCAUUACCACCAUCAUAUGA